CAACUUUUAAAAUAAACGGGACAACAUAAGUUACUAAUAAUGCAAGAUAAUUAAACACAUCCGUUCUUUUCAUUAGGAAAACAGAUUAGCUGAAUAAUUUGAUCCAGUCCGGUGCAAUCAGCGAUAAACAUCUGUGUUUGUGGAAAAUCCGAGUUUUGAAGGAGCUCUUGAACGCAGCACAGAGGGCAGCGUGAGCGUGCAGCUGAAAGUGAGAAGGACAGUUCGGAGUUUCCGACGCGGGAAAUAUGUGAUCGAGGAUGGAAAACAGGAGCUUUGUUGUCGUUAAUGAAAGUUCCAACUCACAGGUGGUUCUCGGAGAGCAGCUUGUGCACCAACAGAGCAAUGUUUCCACUGCAGCUGCUACUUGUGCUUCGUGCACAGAGGACCCACUAACCAGGACCAGUGGGAUCAUCCCUGGUGCCAUCGCCGCAACGGUGUUCAUUGUUUUUCUGCUCGGCCUCUAUGCUGUUCUCUGGAAGUGCAUGAUGUCACCGCCACAAAGAAAGAAAAGGAAGGUGAGGACGAGAGUAAAGCAAAAGGCUCCCGUUUGAAAAGGUGGACGUCGUCUUCAGUUUAGCUCUUUAAAGACGUGGAUGGGAAUCAGAAAAGACUCUUAAAUCCAUCCACAAGGACUCCAGCAGGUCGUCUCAGAGCUUUGUGAUGGAUGCGGAACAGUCUUUAGCAGGUCAGAGGUCACUCAGUGGGUUUCCUGUUUAUUUAAUACUACUGAGGAGGGAGCUGCAGCUCACAAAGGCACUACAGAGAGAGAGAGAUUAUGUUAAAAUUUGGUGUUUCAUAAAUUCAAGCAGCCAUUUUUAGUAGUAUUGUUUUUGCACAAUUUGAAUAGCGCCAGCAUUGGGUGUCGGACAAAAAUCUAUUUAUUUAUUCUGCUCCUAAGUCUAGAAAUCAAAUAAAGUCAAAUAAAGUUCAGAGUUUUAUAAAAUAUUCUAUAUUACAGGUUUUUCUGUAUCUGCUCUCAGACGGACUCGAUGGUAAUUUUUGUGAGCACAUUUAAGGUUUUUUAGUGUUAAUAUCAAAUGUUCAUGUUGUCUUCAGAUGCUAUGCUAACGCUACAUAAUUUAAAGUCAUGCUUCAACACUGAAUGUAAACAAAGUCACUGGUACACUAGAUAAUCGUGCUGUGUUAGCUGCUAAAUAUGAAUUAGAAUUAACAUGAGAAGCUUCCCCUUUUUUAAACAUUCAGAAUACAAAAUUUUUAUUCAGUAUUUUUGCUUUUUAUUUGAUAACAAAUUAAACAAUUUUAGAUUACUCACAAAACUUUUUUUUCCAAACAUAUUUUAGUAAAUAAACUGUUUGGGCGGAUGGCAAUGUGAUCGUAGUAAUAAUUGUUUUUUUUUUUUUUUUUUUUUUUUAAUUUGCUGAAAUUAUUCCCAUUUCUCUGGAUGUUUUUUCUACUGAUUUGACUUUAAAUGAUCCAAUAAAGUCUAACUUGUUUUUUUUUUA
This is a messenger RNA of Nothobranchius furzeri (turquoise killifish), 1463 nucleotides long. RefSeq lists its product as uncharacterized. The record is from RefSeq and is a predicted model, not a curated record. Lineage: Eukaryota; Metazoa; Chordata; Actinopteri; Cyprinodontiformes; Nothobranchiidae.